Molecule: messenger RNA, 642 nt
Organism: Neoarius graeffei (lesser salmon catfish)
Lineage: Eukaryota; Metazoa; Chordata; Actinopteri; Siluriformes; Ariidae
Gene: rab39ba
Product: RAB39B, member RAS oncogene family a
Exons: 2
Coding region: 1-642 (213 amino acids)
Biological process (GO): Rab protein signal transduction
Cellular component (GO): Golgi membrane
Molecular function (GO): GTPase activity; GTP binding
Source: RefSeq, a predicted model, not a curated record
AUGGAAGCUAUAUGGCUAUACCAGUUCCGACUGAUCGUCAUUGGCGACUCGACAGUGGGCAAGUCUUGCCUGAUCAGACGUUUCACAGAAGGGCGUUUUGCACAGGUGUCUGACCCCACCGUUGGAGUGGAUUUCUUUUCCCGUCUAGUGGAGAUUGAGCCAGGCAAACGCAUUAAGCUGCAGAUUUGGGAUACAGCUGGACAAGAGAGGUUCAGGUCCAUCACGAGGGCUUACUACCGUAAUUCAGUGGGCGGCCUGCUGCUGUUUGACAUCACUAAUCGUCGCUCUUUCCAGAAUGUUCACGAGUGGCUGGAGGAGGCGCGCAGCCACGUGCAGCCGCACAGCAUCGUCUUCCUGCUGGUGGGCCACAAGUGUGACCUGGAGCCACAGCGGCAGGUGAGCCAGCAGGAAGCGGAGAAGCUGGCGGCCGCCUACGGCAUGCGCUACGUGGAGACGUCGGCGCGUGACGCUAUUAACGUUGAGCGGGCUUUCACAGAGCUGACACGUGACAUCUUUGAGCUCGUCAAACGGGGCGACAUCACUAUCCAAGAAGGCUGGGAGGGGGUGAAGAGCGGCUUCGUGCCCAACGUGGUGCACUCGUCUGAGGAAGUGACCAAGAGCGAUCGCCGCUGCCUCUGCUGA